Molecule: messenger RNA, 1512 nt
Organism: Naumovozyma dairenensis CBS 421
Lineage: Eukaryota; Fungi; Ascomycota; Saccharomycetes; Saccharomycetales; Saccharomycetaceae
Gene: NOP56
Product: snoRNP complex protein NOP56
Exons: 1
Coding region: 1-1512 (503 amino acids)
Cellular component (GO): box C/D methylation guide snoRNP complex; small-subunit processome
Molecular function (GO): snoRNA binding
Source: RefSeq, a predicted model, not a curated record
AUGGCUCCUAUUGAAUAUCUUUUAUUUGAAGAACCAACUGGUUAUGCAAUUUUCAAAGUUAAAUUACAACAAGAUGAUAUUGGAUCAAGAUUAAAGGAAGUUCAAGAACAAAUUAAUGAUUUUGGUUCCUUUACGAAAUUAGUCGAAUUAGUUUCCUUCGCUCCUUUCAAAGGUGCUGCUGAAGCUUUGGAAAACGCUAACGAUGUCUCUGAAGGUUUAGUUUCUGAAAGUUUGAAAGCUAUCUUAGAUUUGAAUUUACCAAAGGGUUCCAAGGGUAAGACUGUCACUUUAGCAAUCUCUGAUAAGAACUUAGGUCCUUCUAUCAAAGAAGAAUUCCCAUACGUCGAUUGUCUUGCUAAUGAAUUAGCUCAAGAUUUAAUUCGUGGUGUUAGAUUACACGGUGAAAAAUUAUUCAAAGGUUUACAAUCAGGUGAUUUGGAAAGAGCUCAAUUAGGUUUAGGUCACGCUUAUUCAAGAGCUAAAGUUAAGUUUUCUGUCCAAAAGAAUGAUAACCAUAUUAUUCAAGCUAUUGCCCUAUUGGAUCAAUUAGAUAAAGAUAUUAACACUUUUGCCAUGAGAGUUAAGGAAUGGUACGGAUGGCAUUUCCCAGAAUUGGCCAAAUUAGUUCCAGACAAUUAUAAAUUUGCCCAAUUAGUUUUAUUCAUUAAAGAUAAGGCAUCUUUAAAUGAUGAAUCUUUACAUGAUUUAGCUGCCAUUCUAGGUGAUGAUGCAGGUAUCGCUCAAAGAGUCAUUGAUAACGCUAGAAUCUCUAUGGGUCAAGAUAUAUCAGAAACUGAUAUGGAAAACGUUUCUAUUUUUGCUCAAAGAGUUGUUUCAUUAGUGGAAUACAGAAAACAAUUAUUUGAUUACUUGUGUGAAAAGAUGCAUACUGUUGCUCCAAAUCUAUCAGAAUUGAUCGGUGAAGUCAUUGGUGCUAGAUUGAUUUCUCAUGCUGGUUCUUUGACUAACUUAUCUAAGCAAGCUGCUUCUACUGUGCAAAUUCUUGGUGCUGAAAAGGCUUUAUUCAGAGCUUUAAAGACUAAAGGAAACACCCCAAAAUAUGGUUUGAUUUAUCACAGUGGGUUCAUUGCUAAAGCUUCUGCUAAGAAUAAGGGUAGAAUUUCUAGAUAUUUGGCUAACAAGUGUUCUAUGGCUUCUAGAAUCGAUAACUAUUCCGAUGAACCAACUAACGUAUUUGGUUCCGUUUUGAAGAAACAAGUCGAACAAAGAUUAGAAUUCUACAACACAGGUAAACCAACCUUGAAGAAUGAAUUAGCCAUUCAAGAAGCUAUGGAUCUAUAUAAUAAAGAGAAACCAGAAACUGAAGAGAAGGAAGACAAGGUUUCAUCAAAAAAGAGAAAAUUAGAAGAUGAUGAAGAAGAAAAGGAACCAAAGAAGGAGAAGAAAGAGAAGAAGGAAAAAAGGAAAAGAAAGAAAAAAAGGAGAAGAAAGAAAAGAAAGAAAAAAAGGAAAAGAAAGAUAAGAAGAAGGAUAAGAAGAAGAAGUAAUUGA